Cebus imitator (Panamanian white-faced capuchin) is the source of this 3979-nucleotide messenger RNA. It is a transcript of the gene RNF14, whose product is annotated as ring finger protein 14. Gene Ontology annotation, molecular function: ubiquitin protein ligase activity; zinc ion binding; ubiquitin conjugating enzyme binding. The transcript has 9 exons. The coding region runs from base 385 to 1809 and encodes 474 amino acids. The record is from RefSeq and is a predicted model, not a curated record. Lineage: Eukaryota; Metazoa; Chordata; Mammalia; Primates; Cebidae. Gene Ontology annotation, biological process: protein polyubiquitination; positive regulation of proteasomal ubiquitin-dependent protein catabolic process; ubiquitin-dependent protein catabolic process. Gene Ontology annotation, cellular component: ubiquitin ligase complex; cytoplasm.
GCAGAGCCCUCCCUAAGCUGGCGGCCGCCCCAGCCAGAUCCGCCCGGCUCAGCUGACAGCUACCGAGAACGGAAGAGGCGGCGCGCCGGUUCAGCCGGGCGUCUCUAGGCCUGGUCGGCUGGUGUCGGUGAGUGGGUCCCGGGCAAGGGCGGAGGGCGGAACUUUGGGGCUCGGCACUGCCGGACGGCCGGAACAUGGCAGGAUUUUCAUAGUAUUUGUAAUAUGAGUUCAACAUCCUGGCCUCUUAACCAGCUUCAGCAGUCUCAGCUCUACCAGCUAGAGAAUAAAUGGGAUGUGCACAAAGUCCACUCUGAACUGAAAUACAGACUUCGGUGUUAAUAUCCUUUUCUUCUGAUUGUUAUUAACAGUUCCUCAGAAAAUUAAAUGUCGUCAGAAGACCGAGAAGCUCAGGAGGAUGAAUUGCUGGCCCUGGCGAGUAUUUACGAUGGAGAUGAAUUUAGAAAAGCAGAGUCUGUCCAAGGUGGAGAAACCAGGAUCUAUUUGGAUUUGCCACAGAAUUUCAAGAUAUUUGUGAGCGGCAAUUCAAAUGAGUGUCUCCAGAAUAGUGGCUUUGAAUACACCAUUUGCUUUCUGCCUCCACUUGUGCUGAACUUUGAACUGCCACCAGAUUAUCCAUCCUCUUCCCCACCUUCAUUCACACUUAGUGGCAAAUGGCUGUCACCAACUCAGCUAUCUGCUCUAUGCAAGCACUUAGACAAUCUAUGGGAAGAACAUCGUGGCAGCGUGGUCCUGUUUGCCUGGAUGCAAUUUCUUAAGGAAGAGACCCUAGCAUACCUGAAUAUUGUCUCUCCUUUUGAGCUCAAGAUUGGUUCUCAGAAAAAAGUACAGAGAAGGACAGCUCAAGCCUCUCCCAACACAGAGCUAGAUUUUGGAGGAGCUGCUGGAUCUGAUGUAGACCAAGAGGAAAUUGUGGAUGAGAGAGCUGUGCAGGAUGUGGAAUCAUUGUCAAAUCUGAUCCAGGAAAUCUUGGACUUUGAUCAAGCUCAGCAGAUAAAAUGCUUUAAUAGUAAAUUGUUCCUGUGCAAUAUCUGUUUCUGUGAGAAGCUGGGUAGUGAAUGCAUGUACUUCUUGGAGUGCAGGCAUGUGUACUGCAAAGCCUGUCUGAAGGACUACUUUGAAAUCCAGAUCAGAGAUGGCCAGGUUCAGUGCCUCAACUGCCCAGAACCAAAGUGCCCUUCGGUGGCCACUCCUGGUCAGGUCAAAGAGCUAGUAGAAGCAGAGUUAUUUGCCCGUUAUGACCGCCUUCUCCUCCAGUCCACCUUGGACCUGAUGGCAGAUGUGGUAUACUGCCCCCGCCCAUGCUGCCAGCUGCCUGUGAUGCAGGAGCCUGGCUGCACCAUGGGUAUCUGCUCCAGCUGCAAUUUUGCCUUCUGUACCUUGUGCAGGUUGACCUACCAUGGGGUCUCUCCAUGUAAGGUGACUGCAGAGAAAUUAAUGGACUUACGAAAUGAAUACCUGCAAGCAGAUGAGUCCAAUAAAAGAUUUUUGGAACAAAGGUAUGGUAAGAGGGUGAUUCAGAAGGCACUGGAAGAGCUGGAAAGUAAAGAGUGGCUAGAGAAGAACUCUAAGAACUGCCCAUGUUGUGGAACUCCCAUAGAGAAAUUAGAUGGAUGUAACAAGAUGACAUGUACUGGCUGUAUGCAAUAUUUCUGUUGGAUUUGCAUGGGUUCUCUGUCUAGAGCAAACCCUUACAAACAUUUCAAUGAUCCUGCUUCACCAUGUUUUAACCGGCUGUUUUAUGCUGUGGAUGUUGCUGACGAUAUUUGGGAAGAUGAGAUUGAAGACUAGUUAACUACUGCUUCAGAUAUGGAAGUGGAUUGGUUUUCCCUAAUCUUUUGUCAAGUACACAAAGUAACUUUGCAGGAUAUUUAGGAUACUAUUCAUUCAUUCUUCCUAUGUAGAAGUUAUGGAAGAACAAGGUUUAUAUUUUCAUGUGGUACUACUGAAGAAGGUGCAUUCAUACAUUUUUAAUGUAAGUUGAGAAAAAUUAUAAGCCAAAGGUUCAGAAAAUGAAACUACAGAAUAUUAUAAUGUUCCCAAAGCUCUGAAUAGUUAAAAAUUAAAUAUUUAUUUUCUUCCCCAAGCCUUAGGUAAGGAGAAGAGGGGUCAAGAGUUAAACUUAGAGACCCUUUGUCUCUGAGAAGCAUCCUUCUAAGACAUUCUGUUGGAGCUCCCUCAGUACUACUCCUUACAACUGGGGUGGGUAGAAGCCUUAUGAAAAUUAUACUGAGAACCUGAUCUCAUUUAAUCUACUCCAUGUUAAUCACAUUCCUACCAAUCUAAAUUUCUGCCAAGUCAGUUCUCUUUAGAGGAAGUCCUUUACUCUGAAAAUGACUGGAUGGUCCAGUGUCAUUUUGAUCUUCUUUUCAGAAUGGAAAUUUAUAAUAAUUUAAAAAUAUGUUUUAAUACCACAAACACUGUGGGGCACUUGAUAUUUAUUAGUAGUGUAUAUGGUCUACUGGUUUCAGGCCAAAUCUAGAAUUUAGUGAUAACUGGCUCAGAAGAAUUUUAGUUCUAUUCAACUUUCCUGGGUGUUAGAGCCUAGAUUCAAAAUGACUUGUCUUUGCUACUUGUGUUCCACAUUCUCCCUCAUUACCUUUUCCCUACCUUCUGUUUGUAAGGACAAUUUUAAUAUUCCAGAAGCACAUGUUUUUGUUUCUUCUGCUGGAAUAGGAGAAAGCUUAAUAUAUUCCCAAGCUGAAUGUUCUUGAAUUAUCUGCAUUUACCACUGUACAUGCGUAUAAUGACAGUAUAACCUGUCUAUACCACUGUAGUUCCAGUCCUAACUUUCUGGAUUACUUUUAAAGAUCUUCUCUAACAAUCUAUGGGAAUUUGGCUUCAUACUCUUUUUUUGCAGCAGCAGUGUUUGGGGUGAUAAUUUUGAAUUGAUACCUGUUCCUUUUUCUGGGUUUUGUUGGCUUUUUGAAAAAUUGUCUUUUCUUAUCGUUGGUGAGUGGCUAGGUAGCAAAGUAAAAUUUUUUGGAAAAGAGGACAGAAAAAUUGAACUGUAGCUUGACAAUGUAUUCUUUUUUUCCUACUUUGUCAUUGAAAAUUGAGCAAUCACUUUUAACUGUUUUAGGUAUGUGUGUCCAGAGUGAGCAAAGACUAUGUUUUUGGAUUGUCAAAGAGGAUGCUUAAUCUUAAAAAUAAAAAUAAAUUUUAAGAUUAUCUUAUAAUUAGAACAGAGUUGCUGCUAUUUGUUCUGUCACCAAGGCAACUAAUCACAUUUUAAAAUUGUUCGGCAUAUUACAUAUUCUUAAGAAAAAGGUCACAGAAUAGCAUGUCUUUUACCUGGGCUUGUGACUGAGCUUAGGUUUUAGGGCCCAUAUUUUGUUUAAACCAGAUAGUUUAUGGUCUUCCAUUCAGGACAUUUUGUAUAAAAAUUGAGGUUAAUUUAAAGAAUAAAUUGAAGAUAAGAAAUUAAAAUGAUUUGUUCUACAAUAUAUACCUGAGAAGAGUGAUUUCUGUGAUCAAAGAGGAAUUUAAUUAAGAUUUAUUCAGAAAGAGCUACUCAGAAGCUCUAUAGUUCGUGAGCUACUUGUUAUUUUCUAGAGAUCAUUUUAUUUUAAGCUGUUGUACGUUGUUGAUGAUGCCAUGGAAGUAGGAAAGAAGCCUUUAUAAUAUAGUUUUAUGAAAGAAAUGAAAGGCUUUUUUCCCAUUUAUGAUAGUAAAAAUACAACACAGGUGUCUGGUGUUUAGUCUCAAAAAUUUGGUCACCUUAGUGAUUCUCUCUUAGGUGCAAAGUCUUUAUAACUCAAUUUUAACAAAGAAAACAGGGCUUGUAUUUUUGAAGCAUGAGUUAUGAGCUAAUUUUAAGAUGGUAUAGUUUUGGUAGAGUACUUUUGUCUUAGUAAAAUAAAAGAUUUGGGUAACUCCCCAAAUGCCUUGUAAAACAAUUGGGUUUGUAGAAGGUUGCUGUGUCAGCAAAAUAUAUGAUAGAAUAAAGAGUUUUGUACCU